Messenger RNA from Sciurus carolinensis (gray squirrel), 1207 nucleotides. It is a transcript of the gene Il12a, whose product is annotated as interleukin 12A. Gene Ontology annotation, cellular component: extracellular region. Gene Ontology annotation, biological process: immune response. Lineage: Eukaryota; Metazoa; Chordata; Mammalia; Rodentia; Sciuridae. The coding region runs from base 140 to 805 and encodes 221 amino acids. Gene Ontology annotation, molecular function: interleukin-12 receptor binding; growth factor activity. The record is from RefSeq and is a predicted model, not a curated record. The transcript has 7 exons.
AAGAGCCCUGGGUCCCGGGAAAGUCCUGCCGCGCCUCCAGGACUUAUAAAAAUGUGGCCUCCUGGGUCCUCCUGCCCACAGCCACUCACCUGCCGGGACCACCUGCCCGCGUCCAGCUCCGACUCAGCGUCCGCCCAGCAUGUGGCCGUCCUCGCGCAGCCUCCUCCUCCUGGCCACCCUUGUCCUCCUGGAGCACCUUGGUUCGGCCAGGUACCUCCCCAGGAGCACCCCAGUCCCGGGAGCGUCCCAGGAGUGCCGCAACCACUCCCAGACCCUGCUGAGUGCCGUGGGAAGUGCCCUGCAGGAGGCAAGAAAAACCCUGGAGUUUUACUCCUGCAGUGCUGAAGAGGUCGAUCAUGAAGACAUCACCAAGGACAGAACCAGCACAGUGCAGGCCUGCCUGCCCCGGGAGCUGGCCCAGAACGAAAGUUGCCUGGCUUCCAGAGGGACCUCUUUUAUGAUAAAUGGGAGCUGCCUGGCCUCCGGGAGGACCUCCUGGAUGAUGACGCUGUGCCUUAGUAGUAUCUACGAGGACUUGAAGAUGUACCAGGUGGAGCUCAAGACCAUCAACGCAAAGCUUUUGAUGGAUCCUAAGAGGCAGAUCUCUCUAGAUGAAGCCUUGCUGGCGGCCGUCGAUGGGCUGAUGCAGGUCCUGAAUGUCAACCAUGAGACGGUGCCUCAGAGACCUUCCUUUGAAGCACCGGAUUUUUAUAGAACAAAAACCAAGCUCUGUGUCCUUCUUCACGCUCUGAGGAUCCGUGCGGUGACCAUUGACAGGGUGAUGAGCUAUCUGAAUUCUUCCUAGGAAGCUGAGCUGCCUCCCAGCCUUCGUGCCUUUGCAUAAAAGUCUAAACCAAAGAAUUUUUAAUGGGUAUGGGUCAAGCCAGGGAGGGGCCUGGCUGUACCUAAGCUCCUUCAGGAAUCUUCUCUCUGCUCUUUUCCCUACUCCUGCUGAACAAGUUACUAAGGAGGGACUGAGUCCUUUCUGCAGGUGUUUCUUUCCCUUUCCUAGAAGAGCAAGAAUUAAUAAGCUAUCUCUGUACUGAGGUGUUUAUAGAAACCCUCAAGCAUCAUUUAUUUAAAGAUAUUUAUUGAUAUAUUUUAUAUUCAUGAAAGCAUGUGAACUAAUUUAUACUUAUUUAUGUUAUAUUUAUUAAAGUAUUUCUUAUCAAGUGGAUCUGAACUGAAUGUUCCAGUAAUAAAGUGG